CGGGUUUAGUGGGGGACCCGUGACCGCUCAGCUGGCCGCGUUUCCCCCCGCAUUCCGCCUUCUCUCCCGCGACUCUGUUUCAACUUCCAUCUCCUCUGCUUUCGCGUUGCUGUACUACUAGUACAUCAUGCAAUUGGGCCUCUCCGAGAACCUGUCGGCCCUGGUGGCUCGGCGCUUUGUAGCGGCCAAAGAUGGGGGUCACCUCUUGUUCUCCCAAACUCAACUUACUACCGUUAGCGCCUCGGGGGUUCCGUUUCAACUUCGAUAUUGCCCCGCCCUUGCAAAGAAGCCAACCGCCACUCCCAAGUCCGACCAAGGCCCCAAGGCACCAAAGCCAGAUCCUUUUCAAGACCCGUCCUCCGAACUUCUGAUCGCCCAGAUCCCGCGAGAGAACCCGUCGCAUUUCCUAGUGUUGAACAAAUUCCCCGUUAUUCCGAACCACUUCAUCCUCGCCACGAAGCCAUGGAAGGCGCAGACAGACCUAUUAGAAAAGGAUGACUUGGAGGCAGCAUUUUCCUGCAUUAAGGAAUGGGGGUCACAACCAGAUGGCACGGAGUCUAGGCGACUGUUCGCCUUCUUCAAUUCCGGAGACGAAAGUGGUGCGAGUCAACCCCACAGACAUCUGCAAUUUCUACCAGUGGAAGCAAUGGCACAGGGAGAAUCGGGUGGUUGGCAGCCCUUGAUUGACGUCGUGUCGUCGCAGCCGCCCCCCUCGGGCUCUGAGUAUCGGUGCUUGAGCCAUUUCCCGUUCGCGCACUUUGCGCUUCCGUUGCCAUCGAACCCAUCUGCCGAUACACUCCACGCGAUCUACCUUUCUCUCUACCGUACAGCGUUGGCAACCGCAAAGGAGAGACCGAGUGCAUAUGACGCUAAGGCAAGCAGUGGUCCGGCGGCGAUCAGCUAUAACCUGGCCAUGACUGAUUCGGUGAUGAUGAUAUGCCCCAGGAGGAAUGAAAGUAGCCGAAUUCCUGUGGAUCCUGCCGUGUCUCAGGAAAUUGCCGAGGCAGGGGUCGUUUCUCUGAAUGGCACACUGCUUGCCGGCACCCUUAUGGUGAAAGCUGAAGCCGAAUGGGACCAAUUACGUCGCAAUCCAGAAACUUUGGUCAAGGUACUGACUGAAAUUGGUUACUCUCAGCCUGAUCUGCGGGAACUCUCUCUAUUAUGAAGCCCCCUGCAACUGACGGGGAGGCUGAGAAGCGGUUCAAGCCGACUCUAAGAUGUACAGAUCCUUAGUCUGUGAUGAAGACUGAGGAAGGUCUUCUGCGGCUCAGUCCAGAAGAUAGAUCUCACUGACAUGAUCUUUUAUGAGCUUCGCAUUGCCAUGGUUCAAGAAAAUAGAUAUGAGAAAUGUCCAGAAAUUCAUUGUUCCCGCGCUCAUGAUUCAGCGUUUUGUUUAAUUGAAUCAACCUUUCAUUUUUGUCAGUUCUCUCGAUUUAGAAUUUCUUUCGGUGGAUGAUUCCUCAGCACAGAUGAGCUCUGCAGUUUCGACACAGCUGCUGAG
Messenger RNA from Aspergillus steynii IBT 23096, 1501 nucleotides. Its product is annotated as putative bis(5'-nucleosyl)-tetraphosphatase. Gene Ontology annotation, molecular function: ATP binding; ATP:ADP adenylyltransferase activity. The coding region runs from base 128 to 1165 and encodes 345 amino acids. Lineage: Eukaryota; Fungi; Ascomycota; Eurotiomycetes; Eurotiales; Aspergillaceae. Gene Ontology annotation, biological process: nucleotide metabolic process. The transcript has 2 exons. The record is from RefSeq and is a predicted model, not a curated record.